Molecule: messenger RNA, 2489 nt
Organism: Podarcis raffonei (Aeolian wall lizard)
Lineage: Eukaryota; Metazoa; Chordata; Lepidosauria; Squamata; Lacertidae
Product: olfactory receptor 14A16-like
Exons: 2
Coding region: 90-1043 (317 amino acids)
Biological process (GO): G protein-coupled receptor signaling pathway
Cellular component (GO): membrane
Molecular function (GO): olfactory receptor activity; G protein-coupled receptor activity
Source: RefSeq, a predicted model, not a curated record
GUUGAAAUCUUUGCUGUUUCAGUAUUCCGGCAAUCAGUCUUCAUUCCUGGAACUUAAUUCAUUCAGGCUGAUUCUUCAAUGCUCUUAGAAUGAUGGAAAUGAGAGAAAUGGCUAACCACUCUACUCCAACAGAGUUCUUUCUCAUGGGGUUUUCUGAAACCCGUGAUUUGCAGAGUUUGCAUUCUGCAAUGUUUCUCUUCAUAUACUUAACAGCUUUAGUGGGAAAUUCUCUCAUCAUCACAGCUGUGGCCCUAGACCGCCACCUUCACAGCCCGAUGUACUUCUUUUUGAUCAACUUGUCAUUGUUUGAUGUGUGCUCCAUCUCCACCACUGUGCCCAAAUCCAUCGCCAUUUCAUUGACAAACAACAACAUGAUUUCUUUUGCUGGAUGUGUCACACAGGUCUUCUUAGUGGUCACAUUUGUUGGUGGGGAGCUUGCCUUGCUCACUGUUAUGGCAUAUGACCGUUAUGUAGCAAUCUGUCGUCCACUGCAAUAUACCUUAAUCAUGAAUCAGGAUGCCUGUAUCCAAUUGGCAGCUGCUUGCUGGAUAGGCAGCCUGAUCCAUGCAGUACUGGAAACAAGUUUUACUUUCAUACUAAAUUUCUGUGGAACCAAUAUGAUUGGGCAAUAUUUUUGUGACAUUCCUCAAUUGCAAAAGAUUUCUUGCAGUGAUACAAAAGUGAAUCAAAUUCUUAUUCUUGUCCUUGGUUUUUUUCUGGACUCUUUCUUUUUUACCUUCAUCUUUACUUCCUAUGGCUACAUAUUUUCUGCUGUGCUGAGGAUCCCAUCUGUCCAAGGCAGAUAUAAAGCUUUUUCUACCUGUACUCCUCACCUGACUGUCUUUUCUUUAUUCAUCAUCACAGCUGUGUUUUCAUACAUGAGACCAAAAGCACUUUCUUCCCCCACAGUGGACUUGGUUUCUGCUGUAUUAUAUACAGUUUUACCACCGGUUCUGAAUCCCAUUAUUUAUAGCCUCAGGAACAAGGACAUCCAACUGGCGGUCUGGAAAAUACCCAGAAAAUUAAAACAGCUUGUAGCAUGAUUAAUCAGUUCCAAAUUCUUUUUUUAAAAAAUGUUAAACAUGGAAACACUAAAUGGGAAUCUGAGGUCUGCCACGUAAACUUAGAUAUACCCCUUUAUAUUUUGAAAUAGGACCUUCCUCAAUAUUAACUAUUCAUCUUUUGUCAUUUCCAUAGAUUUCGUGAGACAUUUUAUAUGUGUAAGUUCUAUUAAUUAUUUAUUUAUGGGCCACUAUUACAACUUUGAGAGAAUUCUAGAGCAAUAACUUGCUGUUCUUUAGGUGAAGUUUAGACACUUAACAGGGGUUCUGUAUUUAAACAAAAAGACAAGAGUUUUUAGGAGUCUAUCCUCCCAGGAAAGCUACAAAUACCAUAGUUACCUGGGGAGAGGGAUUGAUUUUUAAACAAUUCAUGUAUUGCUGAGGUGGGAUAAGAUGCAACAGAAGCACCCCUGGUUUGCACUCCCCCCCCCCAACCACCCACAUACAUGCACCAUAAAUUAACACUCGAACAAGGUUUUUUGGAAAAUGAAGAAAAAUAGGUGUGAUACAGAAUAUUUGAUUUAGCAAAACAAAAUGAAAAACUACACAGCAAAAGACAAUUUGGUUUUUAAUCCCAUAUCAGAUCUUCUUUCAGCUCCAGCAGCUUUAUUGGUCACCAUUUACAAUCAAUGGAAAAAUAAAUUCCUCAAGUAGGACACUGGACUUCACUGGGCAUCCUGUACCAUAAAUGAAUAAAAUUCAAAGGGAAAAUCUAUGGCUUAUGGUUUAAUAACUAAACCCACACAACAUAACAGAAACUUCCGCAGAGCAAUGAUUCCCAGAAGAUUUUACAAGGGGCUUUUUUUUUCCAGGAGAAGAAACAAAUCUCUGAACUAAAGGUGUAUUCUGAUGUAUUAUAGUGAUAUUUUCGUGAUAUGUGUGUGUUUUAGAUUCUUCUUGACCAUUGAUAAUGUGACGCCAUCUUUCUCCCUUCAUACAGUGUGCACCUUUGAAUUGUAUAAAUAAAUAAAUGACUGAGAUAACCACUAGCUUAUUAAAGUUCCCAAAUCAUAUUAACCAUUUACCCAUAACUGCUUUACCUUGAGUCUUUCUUAAGAGUGUGAUGGCAAAUCCCCCAUUUCCCUCCUUUCACAUACAUUGAGGAGGAACUGGGGCAGAAGUGAGCUGGCUAGGAUGAAGGCCAUUCAUCCUCUUCCUCCUCCCAUCCCAUCCAUCUUCCUCUGUGUGCUUUGCUUUCUGGUGACAGAAUUGCAUCCAUACCUCACCAAGGCAAUGGACAGCAUGAUGGAUACUUUUCUCAGUAUGGUUACAGAACAAAGCAAAAUUGAUCCACACAAUUAAGAUGGCGCUCCCGCGAAAACAAGAUGGCGCUCCCGCCAAAAGACCCGGCACCCCUACAAGAAGAAGAUGCAAAAUGACAGUCGGGUCACUUUGUGGGGGGGGGGCAGGUUUCCAGCCCAGAGCAAU